Phyllotreta striolata is the source of this 3390-nucleotide messenger RNA. The record is from the annotation of a GenBank genome assembly. NCBI's taxonomy places the organism in Eukaryota, Metazoa, Arthropoda, Insecta, Coleoptera, Chrysomelidae.
CUAACAUAGACCUGGUUCAUUGGAAAGUAGGUCAGUGGUCCCGAACUCAAACUCACUUUCACUUAUUGCACGGACUCCUAAUCAUUUCGCGUCGCGUCGUGGCCCUGUGCAGGCAACGUACACGCCAGUAAAUAAGGAAAACUCGUCGAGUUUGGAUUUCGGUUUCGUGCGGUCGCUCGGCGUUUGCGUUUUGUAAUCGUUCGAAAAUGCUGCUCGGCGUUCGUUCGAAUUGAUCGAAAUUCGGUAAUUGGUUUGCAUCGAAUUUUAUUAUCGACAAGAAAAAAAAAAACAAGCAACAAAAUCGCGUGGUGGUUGCUGCAACAAAACGCGCGUGUGAUUGUGUGUACAUGUGCCACAUUUUAUUUUGGAUUAUACGCUUGCUUAUUUGGAUAACAUCUACAUGCGCACCUAAGGUGUUCUUAUUUAGUUUUGGAUUUAUCUUUAACCGCCCCCCAUCGAGUGUUUCUAGUGGUCAUACGAAAAAAAGAAAUACGAAUGAUAUCUAUUUUACUAUGACGUUUAGGUAGACAUACACCGUGAAAUGUUACUCGAAAUGGAGAACCACUCCGCGCUGUUAUCGUUGAAUAUGUCCCCGUCCCCGUUUCACACGAACUCUAACGACUCGCCCAUGAACAACAACCAAAGUUCGAGUCCGCUACCGCCCCAAUACACCGCCACCCCGAUACCGUACAGUAGCUGCCAGCAAAGCACCACCAUGGGCAUGCAACACCACUACCAGCAAUCGAUGAUGAUGUCCCAGUCGAUGAGCAACAUCGACAAUUCAUAUUUUUUGUCUUCCUCUGCAGGUGUGAACGCCCACACCCUGUCCGGCAUCGACAUGGGCGCCGGCUAUCAGAUAGCCGGCUCGAUGACGGCCAUGGGGGAGACGCCGGACUCCAAGUACGGCAUCGAGGAAUUGUGCCCCGUGUGCGGGGAUAAGGUGUCCGGGUACCACUACGGGUUGCUCACCUGUGAAUCGUGUAAGGGGUUCUUCAAGCGAACCGUGCAAAACAAGAAGGUUUACACGUGCGUGGCCGAAAGGUCGUGUCACAUCGACAAGACGCAGAGGAAGCGGUGCCCGUUUUGUAGAUUUCAGAAGUGCUUAGAAGUCGGAAUGAAAUUAGAGGCGGUCCGGGCGGACAGGAUGAGAGGCGGCAGAAAUAAAUUCGGACCGAUGUACAAGCGCGACAGGGCCAGAAAGUUGCAGUUGAUGCGACAGCGACAGCUGGCGGCGCAAACGUUGCGGGGCGGCGUCGCGAGCGACAUGUACCCCAACCAGCCGGGCACGUCGCCCUUCGCCAAUAUACACAUCAAACAGGAGAUCCAGAUACCGCAGGUGUCCAGUUUGACGUCGUCGCCGGACUCGUCGCCCAGUCCCAUCGCCGUCGCCGUCGCCUUGGGCCAGGUGAAUUCGACGCUGAACCAACCGGCCUCCAAUCAACAACCGGCCCUCCAAAUAGUGGGCAUACCGAGCGGCGGAAGCGGCGGCGGCGGUGGCGGGGGCGGCGGCCAUUCCUCCAUGGUAGUGAACAAUCAGGACAACAAAUUGUGGGCGCAAGCCAACUCCACCACCACAUCACCUCAUUCUCUUAGUCCUAAAGUGUUCCAAUUCGAGACAGUGGUGCCGGCGGGCGGCGGCGGCACCGUUCCCUCGUCGAGUAAAGUGUCGCCGUUAAUCAGGGAUUUCGUCGCCGCCAUAGACGAUCGCGAAUGGCACAAUUCCUUGUAUACGUUGUUGCAAAAUCAGACGUACAAUCAGUGUGAAGUGGACUUGUUUGAACUAAUGUGUAAAGUUUUGGACCAAAAUCUCUUUUCUCAAGUGGAUUGGGCGAGGAAUUCGAUAUUUUUUAAAGAUCUCAAGGUGGACGAUCAGAUGAAGCUGUUGCAGCAUUCGUGGUCGGACAUGCUGGUGCUCGAUCACAUGCACCAGCGUAUGCACAACAACCUGCCCGACGAGACGACCCUUCACAAUGGCCAGAAAUUAGAUCUACUCAAUUUAGGUUUGUUGGGCGUGCCCAGCCUGGCCGAUCACUUCAACGAUAUCACGGUGAAAUUGCAGGAUUUGAAGUUCGACGUCAGCGAUUACAUUUGCAUAAAAUUUAUGCUGCUGCUUAAUCCGGAUGUACGAGGAAUUACCAAUCGAAAACACGUUCUAGAAGGCUACGAACAAGUCCAGCAAGCUUUACUCGAAUAUACUGUGACAUGUUACCCGCAAAUUCAGGACAAGUUUCAUAAACUGCAGCAACUCCUGCCCGAGAUCCACAGUGUGGCGGUGCGAGGCGAGGAGCACCUCUACCACAAGCAUUGCAACGGCAGCGCCCCCACGCAAACGCUCCUCAUGGAGAUGUUGCACGCCAAGAGGAAAUAACGGCCCGCCCGUCCGUCUCCACGUUACCAUAUCUGUGUGCAAUACCGGCUUACACUCUGUAUAUAAUAAAUAGGUCGCAGGUAAUCUCAUAAUUGUUGUUGACAUUGAUGCCUUUUUCGAAGUACAAAAAAGCAAACCACAAUAUUUUUGUAAUAAGGUAAACCUCAGGCCACAGCCCCAAGCUCUUAUACCGUUGUUUUUUCUUCUUUUUUUUUUAUUUAUGUUAAUGUUGAAUUUUUUUUUUUGAUUUUUUUUAUGAUACACAUUCCACGAGGAGUGCCUCAGAGGGAUUCAAAGGGCAUCCUAAAAAAAUGUAGGCUAUAAGGAGUCUUUUACUAGCUUUCUUCGAAUGUUCGAGAGUCAGUUGAGUGGAUGUAUUGUAUACAUACGUAUGUGCGCACAGCACUAAUAAAAAAAGAAACGUAUUAACAGUAGUACGUGUAGCUUAACUGUGGUGAUGGACUAACUAACAGCUCUGUAAUAUUACGUGUAAUUAUUAAAAUUUACUCUUUAUUAUUAGUUAUUAAGUUUACUUAUAUUAUAUAUUAUGUUAUAUAUAUAUAUUAUGAAUGUUAAUUGAUAAAUGAGAUGACCGAGCUGGGUACUGUGGUCUUAUUUUUUUUUGUGUUGUUGUUAUCGAAAGUUUUUAAGUGAGGAAUGACAAUGUUAAUCAAAUACCAGUUAUUUCACAAAAUAGGUCAUUAUUCAUAUUAUGGAAAUUGUAAAAAGAAACUAAUACUCAUCGAAAAUUCAUGGAUUUAAUCAAAAUUUGUUACUGUUCUACAUUAUCUCAAUCGGAUUGAUUUUUAUUAUUGGGUUAUUUCGUGUGUUAUGGAAAUUUCAUUUAAAUUGAUUUUAAAGACGAUUCAAAUAGAGUAAGGAAGUUAUUGUUAGAAAAAUUUUAUUUCCAUCGACGAAAGAUGAUGUAGAACGCGUUUUGUUAGUUUUUAAAAAUUACCCAAACAAUUUUAAUUUUUUUACUGUAAUAUUUUAUACAAAAUAGUAUUAAAAUUUUAUUUUUA